GCUCGCUGAUCAGAUCCACCGCAGUGCCUGGGACAUAAAGAGUGAUAGAGAGAGUGAGGGAUUUAGAGGAUGGGUAAGGGGGCUUAAAGGUAAACACACAGAGGAGGGGGCGAGAGGGAGAGAGAGGGAGAGAGAGAGAGAGAGAGGUAUAGGGUGGGAGGAACAGAGAGAAAGCCCAAAAAUCUACCAAGCCUCCCUAGUGUGAGGUUUCUUCGUCUACUGCCGUGUGCGCACGACUCUCGUGGCAGGAUGAGUUCGUGCAGCAGCCGCGCUUUGACCAUCCUGUCCACAGUGUUUGGAGCCUGUGGGCUUCUCUUGGUGGGGGUGGCCGUGUCCACAGACUACUGGCUGAUCAUGGUGGAGGGCAUUAUCCUCCAGCAGAACCAGAGCAUGGAGGUGAAGAUGGCGCUGCAUUCAGGCCUCUGGAGAGUUUGCUUUGUGGCUGGGUCAGAAAAUGGCAGAUGUGUUGCAUCGGAGUAUUUCGCUGAACCCGACACAGAGAUCACCACUGAAAACACAGCAAACAUCCUCAAAAUGGUGCGUACAGCCACACCCUUCCCGAUGGUGUCGCUGCUCUUUGUCUUCACGGCCUUCGUCAUCAGUAACAUCGGACACAUCCAGCCUCAGCGCACCAUCCUGGCCUUUGUGUCCGGCAUCUUCUUCAUCCUCUCAGGCCUGAGUCUGGUGGUGGGGCUGGUGCUCUACAUCUCCAGUAUUAAUGAUGAGGUGAUGAAUCGGCCCAGGGAGCCGGAGCACUUCUUCAACUACUACUACGGCUGGUCCUUCGCCUUUGCUGCCUCUUCCUUCUUACUCAAAGAGGGGGCCGGGGUGAUGUCAGUCUAUCUGUUCAUGAAGCGUUAUGCCGAGGAGGAGAUGUAUCGCCCCCACCCUGCUCUCUACCACCCCCGCCUGUCUGACAGCAGUGACUACAGCGGCCAGUUCCUCCACCCAGAAUCCACCUGGCCCCCGCCAAAGCGAGGCCGCAGCACCUCCGAGGCCUCCAGUGACAUCUCCAUCCAGCUCAACCAGGCGCCGCCAGCUCCGACCAAAAUCAGCCUUCAACCGGGAGGCCGCGGGAGCCCACCCUCUGGUUCCUCCUCUGCAGGCAGCUACCCAAUGCCCCCUCAGUCUGUGGGUUACCCCUCCACACACACCCUGCCCAGGUCGCACCCCUCACAUCCCCAAGGCCAAGCUUUCACCAGGCCCCCGUCACCUGUACCUCCUCCUCACUAUCAUGCACACAUGCAAAUGAGCGCCUCUCCCUGUUAGGAGGUUGUGGAGGUAAGGAGAAACCCUCACUCUUCAUAAUCACGUAUACUGUACAUUUAGAUGUGGAUGAGACUAUUAUACUGAGCAUGGAUUGCAGAUUAUGUAAGAAGAAACAGAGCGAGAGUUUUAAAACAAAAAAAAUGGUUGAAACGGAUGAUUUUUAUACAUCACAUGGAUUAUACAGAAACUGCAGUAGACAUAGAGAAACACAAAAAUAUGAACAUCUGGGAAAGAAACUGAGAAAUUCACUUUUGUCCUAAAGGAAAGAGGCAAAAAAUGUCCUGAGAAGACUUUAGAGGUUAGUUUGAGUGACAGAGAAGAUACAGGGUGAAGCAGAGCGAGGCAGGGAGAGAGCGAGGAGCUGCAGGAUAAUACACACUGCUGCAACACUGCGGGAAAUGUGUGUGCACUUGGAAAUGUACAAUGUAGAACACUGAUCACCGAGACAGAGGAUGCACAUAGUUUUAUACGUCAAAAAAUAUAUUUAAAAAAAGAAAUAAAUGAAAUAUGUACCUUUUUAUAAAGAGGUUAAUGUGAUAAAGUACAGUAAUGUGCAAAGGUCUUAGGCCAACAUUAGAUUUGUUGUUUUAGUUUCAAUGCUACGAUGAUCAUACAGUAUAAUUAUUUCUGAACACAUCCAGAAAAUACAGGAAACGUGUAUGCCGUUUUAAACCAAUAACAAUUGUGUCAGAUAAAAACUGCUUUUACAGUAAAGUAUUUAGUGUGAUCUACACUUUUCUUAAACACGGAGUCGAAACACUACAGUUUCCCACAGUCUUUAAAGUAAAGUCCAUUCAUAACUUGCAAGCUUUCAUGAAUUCUGCAACGUGUGCUCUUUUCUUUUUCUCUGAAUCUCUUACAUCAUCAGUCCAGUUUAAAGUACUACUACUACUACAGUAUAUAUAUAUAUAUAUAUAUAUAUAUAUUAGAAGAGUCAUUCUGAAAUGAGAACACACUGUAUGCGGACGUUUUUAAGAGGUGGAAGAUAUUCUGAAAUAUCACAAGGACAAAUCAACUUUAUGUUUUACGUAUUUGUUUAAUAUAUAAUGUGUGUGUGGUUUUUUUUACCUUCUUGUACAUAAACUGCACACGAGGACUUCCAUAGAGCUUACAUUAGUUAUGUAUGAAGCUUUGGCACAAGUCACAUCAGGAUAGUAUGUGACUCAUUCUGCUCAGCACACGAUAAACCAAUAACAGACACUCUGCCAGAGACGCCAUCCAUGCUGGACUGAAGAAGCAAGCGCUCCACACUGAUACAGCAGUCUGCUGCCCUCCACUGGCCAUUGUCCUGCACUGACUCUGGACCAGCCUUGGGUCUGGUUCAUUUCUGACGCUGUUAUCAAUAAUUGUGGCAUUGAGUGUGUGUGUGUGUGUGUGUAACAUGGUGGUUCAAA
Solea solea (common sole) is the source of this 2663-nucleotide messenger RNA. RefSeq names its product calcium channel, voltage-dependent, gamma subunit 7b (gene cacng7b). Gene Ontology annotation, cellular component: postsynaptic density membrane; AMPA glutamate receptor complex. Gene Ontology annotation, molecular function: voltage-gated calcium channel activity; channel regulator activity. The record is from RefSeq and is a predicted model, not a curated record. Gene Ontology annotation, biological process: neurotransmitter receptor transport, postsynaptic endosome to lysosome; positive regulation of synaptic transmission, glutamatergic; transmission of nerve impulse. Lineage: Eukaryota; Metazoa; Chordata; Actinopteri; Pleuronectiformes; Soleidae. The transcript is spliced from 6 exons. The coding region runs from base 250 to 1269 and encodes 339 amino acids.